Solea solea (common sole) is the source of this 6053-nucleotide messenger RNA. RefSeq names its product sialoadhesin (gene psg4). The coding region runs from base 3815 to 5599 and encodes 594 amino acids. The transcript has 9 exons. Lineage: Eukaryota; Metazoa; Chordata; Actinopteri; Pleuronectiformes; Soleidae. The record is from RefSeq and is a predicted model, not a curated record.
AUGAGUGGACUGGUUCUGCAUCAGUCUGCUCUUUACUCAACCUGACCAGCGUUAGAAUAUCAUGACAAUAACAUGAUUGAUUUGACCAGAACAAAUGAAAGCAGUAAUAAAAGACUCGCAUAUGAUUGUCCCUGGUGGCUUGCCAUACGAGCUGGAGAAGGGACCGUACCGGAAGUAAGCCUUAGCGGUACUUCCUUGUUUAUACUUGAGAAUGCUAGUCACAAACCAUAGUCCACGGUUACCACGGUUACCACGGUUACGUAUCCACGGUUACGUUCAUCCGAAUCGUGUCCAGAAGUGCAGCUUGUGUUUGUGCGCACAUCGGCGAACACUGUUAGCAUCAGUGUGUUUGCUCCGCGUUAGCUGAAGUUAGCGCUGUUAGCUGACGCCGGUGCGCGGCUUCAUAACUGCCGCAAACAGCAACUCCCGGUGAUCGUUGGUCGUCCGCGCGGGUCAGCGCUAACGACACGUCACGUAAACCGUAAACAUUAUGAUGAAACACGAGAGACCGUGUUCAGAGAAUCCACAGAGGCGGACUGAAGACAGGCGCCCUCUAGCGGACUGUUCAACAGAUGUCCAGCAUAUGUUGGGGAUCAAAGAAGAAGUUCUCACUGAGCUGAUCACCAGCCCUGAUCAGGAGAACCCCGGGAAGCCUCGCAUCAAAGAGGAAGAGGAAGAGAUCUGGACCAAUCAGGAGGGAGAGCAUCUUCUGGAGGAUGCUGAUGGCAAAAAGUUCUUACUCAAUAUUAUCUAUGUGAAGACUGAAGAUGAUGAAGAGGAAUCUCAGUAUUCACAUCCUCAUCCAAGUCAAACUGUGGAGAGCGGAGAGAUGGUGUCUCCUCCAGACACGGGCUCUGCACCUCCACCACCCAUAAAAACAGAAGCUGAUGGAAAUGACUCGUCUGAGACUGAAGACAGUGGUGACGAGUGCAAGGAGAGUGAAGCUCCUGAUAAACACCAACCCCCGGGACAGGAAGUCUGUGCAGGAGAGAAACCAUUUAACUGUGAUUUCUGUGGGAAAAGCUUCACAAAGAAGAGUGACGUUAAGAGACACACGAUGGUCCACACAGGAGAGAAACCCUUUAGCUGUGAUGUUUGUGGGGAAAGAUUUACACAGAAGGCUGUUGUUAAAAGACACAUGAUGGUCCACACAGAAGAGAAACCAUGCAGCUGUGAUGUUUGUGGGAAAAGAUUUGCAAAGAAGAGUGACGUGAAGAGGCACAAAAUGAUUCACACAGGGGAGAAACCAUUCUGCUGUGAUGUGUGCGGGGAAAGAUUUACACAGAAGUCCAUUCUCACCAGACACAUGAUGGUCCAUUCAGAAGAGAAACCCUGCAGCUGUGACGUCUGUGGGAAAAGAUUUACAUACAAGUGUAACUUUAUGAAACACCUGAGGGUCCACAGUGGUGACAAACCUUGUAGUUGUGAUGUUUGUGGGGAAAGAUUUACACUGAAGAGUUCUCUGAAGGCGCAUAUGAAAAUUCAUAGAGGAGACAAACCACAAGACUGUAAUAUCUGUGGGAAGAAAUUUACCAAGAAAAGUAAUCUGAAGAGACACAUGAUGGUUCAUUCAGGAGAGAAACCGUUCAGCUGUGAUGUUUGUGACAAAACAUUUACAAGGAGGUGGCAUCUUAAAAUGCACAUGAGAGCUCAUACAGGACACAAAUGAGGAUGAAUUCAUUCAUUCAGUAUAUGUUCUAUUGCUAUCUGAAGAAUUCACAGAUAACUAACUCAUCAUUGUUAACUUCUCAACUCUUCUGAGUUGAAGGGGGCGGGGACUGUUGUGAGUGCUGCGCUGCCUUUAGCAGAGUGUGUAUGUGCACAUGCUUUUCACCUGUUACAAUUAUGUUCAGUUAGACACUUGUGUGUGUGUGUGCGUGCGUGUGCGUGUGUGUGUGUGUGUGUGUGUGUGUGUGUGUGUGUGUGUGUGUGCGUGUGCGUGUGCGUGUGUGUGUGUGUGUGUGUGCGUGUGUGUGUGUGUGCGUGCGUGCGUGUGCGUGCGCAGCAGCUACAGCUUCUGUCCUGGUCCAGGAAAUAUCUGACCAAGCACAAGUCAGCACAGACUUCCCAAUCCUGAGGAUUGUACAAUCUGAUUGUGUCCAACACCAUGAACAACAUCAGCUCUUAAUAAUACUAUUUAAAAAGCCCAUAGUACUACGUUACAGUACCGAUCCCUAAGUGUAAAGUAGCAGUGAAUAGCAUCCAACACUCAAUCAGUGUUUCAGCCACAGAGUGAAUGAAAAAGUAAGAGCACGACGUCUCUGUUUCCUUUGAUACAGUAAAUGUUUGUAGAAGUGAUGAAAUCAAAGCUGCUCUGUCAUGAAUCCACUGAAUCCACUGAAUCCACUGAAUCCACUGAAUCUCACAGUGAUGGAAUUGACCGGGGUCAGUGAAUGUCUAUUGUUGCCUCUGCUUUAAGCUCAACGCUCUCUGAACGCUGCAUUAGUCACAGUCACAGUUUUCUGGCAGUAGAAAAUGAUUUUUGAUGUAGAAAAGACGUAAUAAUCCAUAUUGUUGUGAUUUUUGUCAGCCAAUAUUUUACAAAGAAGUCUGUUCUUAAGAGACGUGUUAUCAUUUAUUUACAAUAUUAAAAUACACAAUAUUCCAUACAGUAGAGUAAAUACAUGGUGGGGAAAGAAGAUGUUUUCACCUCAUAAAUAAUCAUGAGGUUCACUUUUCCACUCACUUUCAUGACAGAUAUUUCAGUUUGAGUCUGACAUGAAAUUUGCAUUGACAUUGUUCUCAAAUCUGUCAAAGUCUGUGUCGUGUGUGAAUGUAAAACACAGUAAAUAAUAAAUAACUGCAGUUCAGAAUAAAGAUGUGUUCUCAGUCUUUCUGCACCAACUUUAAUAAUCUCAUCACUAAAAGCUGAGAACUGAAAAUGAUUAUUCAAAAUCAAAUCAUUGUGAUUUCUAAUAUUAUUUAUUAUAUUUAUUAAUGAAAUAUUUGCGUCAUGUCUUUCUAAAGUUCUGUGAACGUCAAACAUCAUGCUGUCACAGCCAGAGGCAACACUGUCUCUGAGUGAGUGAGUGAGUGAGUGAGUGAUUUGAGUUUUGAGCUAUUCUCUUUUAUUUUAUGAACACUUUGAUGUAGUGUGAGAGGAAGUCUUUGUUGCUGGGAUUUCAGGUUUAUUCUCAGGUUUGUGUUUUUCUGUGAGUUUGUCAGUUUUUUACUAAACCUAUUGGGACGUCCUUUCACAAGACUUGUGUCCUCAAUGAAAGUCUCUCCUCUGUCCAUCACCUCUCACCUGGAGGAGAGCCGUCAUUACUCUGCUGACAAAGAAGGAAAUCUACAGGACAUCAAGAACUGACAGAUUCUGUCUGUCUGUCUGUCUGUCUGUCUGUCUCUGUGUCUCUGUCUGUCUGUCUGUCUGUCUGUCUCUGAACAGCGAUCAUCAUGAUUGAUCUUUUGAUUUUCACCACAUGUCCAGACAACAGUCAGUUCCUCCUCGAGUGUGAAGCACCUGCUGUAUUUGAAUGAACCGUCAGAAACCAUGAGGAAAAUGAUUCCUUCUCUUUUCACUGACUUUACAUUUGUUACACAAACACUGGCGUAGUUGAGUUUGCCCUCAUGUUCACUUUUUGAGGAAAUGGCAAACAGCAUGAGAGUGACUCACUCAGUCAUGUGGCGUCUCAAAAAUCCAUGCUGAGGUGUUUUUUUCCCCUUAGUGAAUUCCACCUCUUGAAAAUAAAUGCCCUUAAAAUGUUUGAAUAAGAUUUGAAUGUCAGUCCUUGAUUAUAGAAGGGACUUGUAUUAUGUUUAUAUUAUAGAUUUGAAGUCAAAUGCAUGAAAUAAAUCAGAGUAAAAGUUGAAGAUGCCACUUCCUCCUCUUCGUCAGCGUAUGCUUGUCCUUCCCUGUGUCUGCUGCCAGAGCAGCGCUGCAGUCAUGCAUGUGCACACCAUCUUCCUCGUGUACACCCUGUUUUUUGCAGCCCUGUGGACUGAGAUCCAGGCCAUCUCUCCUGUACCUUCAGUUCCUGACUGUGUCCAAGCUCUCGCCGGGUCCUGUGUGGUGAUCCCCUGCUCUUUCACUCCUACUGCUCCUCAUCCUCUCAGAGGGAGAAAGCAGAGGCUGAAUGUUCGGCUGAGGUUCAGAAGUGGUGGCCUUUUAUUUCCCCUGCGAGGCAUCGCUUUUAACAGUGAAGAUGGGAAUCAGGUGAGCAGGGAUUUCCAAGGACGCACAUCACUCUUUGGUCAAAUGACAGAUGGAGACUGCUCAGUGAAGAUAGAGCGCGUCACGCUGGAUGACUCGCGUCUUUUUGAGAUCGCUCUGAAAACAGGUGAUGACUUACUCUGGGGGAAACCGCGGAGCUUCAGUGUGGAUGUUGUGGACUCUCCUGAGGCUCCUGUUAUCAGUGGAACGCUGGCAGCCACAGAGGGACAGCAGAUCACCUUAAACUGCUCUGCCAGCUAUCACUGCCCCUCCACUCCUCCCAUACUUCAGUGGAACUGGGAAAGAGGAGUCCAGCUCCACAGCCCUGAAGCUGGGGCGGUACAGACCCUCUCUCUGGAGCCGCAUGGACUGAUGCUCCUGGCCCCUCUGACUUUUACUGUGACACACCAGGUGAAACCCAGGCUCAGGUGUGAGGUCAUCUACCCAGGGGUCAAAUCACUGGCCACUUUCAAGGAUGUUCAUGUGACAUUUCCACCACAGGAAGUGCAGGUUCAGAUCCUGUCGUUGCGGGUGCACGAGGGGGGAAACGCUCUGUUGGUGUGCUCAUGCAAAGCUGACCCUCCAGUGUCCGAGUACCACUGGUCCUACAUUCAACAUGGCCGCACAGUGAACCUCCCUCAGCGCGCUCACACGGUCCGUGUGCACAAUGUGACUCGAGACACGAGAGUCCGCUGCUCAGCGCGGAACCUGAUUGGUCGAGGAGAGUCCCGGCUGACGCCGCUCAACAUACAAUAUAAACCAGCCAUCGUCCAUCUGUCCUCCACCUGUUUAGUCCAGGACAUGGAGCUGUUGUGUCACUGUUCAGUUGACUCCAACCCCAAAUCUGUGGUGACCUGGAGCAUUAACGGGACGGUCCCACCUCGUGAUUACAACACGUCUGUGACUUCAGAGCCUCACCUGCAAACAGCUUCCCUGAGGGGCCCAAUGGUCCGCCCCAUGACCGUCAUCUGCUUCGCUGUCAACGCACUCGGAAACGACUCCUUGGUUUUACUGCAGGGAGGCGAAGUGUCAGCACAUUUGUGGUGGUUGGUGAUUCCUGCUGUGGUCGUUUGCUCCGUCAUAUUCCUUCUCUCUGUUGUUUUCUGUUGCUGCCGAAGGAGAGCUGCAAAAGAUGUCCUGAAUGCACACCUGGCUGUUUACCCUGAGGGGAUGGAGAUUUGUCAGGACAGGAUGCCUCUGUACAUUAACUGCACAGAAGUCACUCAUAUCUACACCAACGGCAGCUACCAGCUUGUGUACCAGAACUGCACGCCACUUUUUGUCCACAGUAACAACAUUCAUCCCGUGGCCAGAAGAGGUGAGGAGAGACGAAAGAGAAGAAGAGAAGAAUCAUUAAGUGCAGACAGACACGCUGCUAUGGGAGUCAGAUUCACAAGAGAGGAGCAGGCUGAUGCAGAAACAGCUGUUUACCUGGAGAUCCUCUGACUCUGAUGCAGGAAAAUGACACCCAUUCUCAAAUGAAUGGUAAUCCAUAUGUUUGUGUAGUUGUUAGUACAUUCUCAUUCAUGCACUCUGAACUCUUGAAUAACAAGAGGUGGUGGAUCUCUAAUAUACGGUGGCCCUGAAGACCCAACACAAAUACAAAAGCCAAUGGACAGGCCUUUAAAAAGCCCAAACAAAUGAAUUCAUGAAUCAAACUGCCUUCUGAUUUCAGCUUUUACUCCCAGGUAUUUACAUCUGAUCGGAUUCACAACAUAGAAUGCUAGACAAAAGUUCAUCUUUUGUCUCAUGAUCAUCUUUUGUCUCGUAUUCAUCUUUUGUCUCGUAUUCAUCUUUUGUCUCGUAUUCAUCUUUUGUCUCAUAUUCAUCUUUUGUCUCGUAUUCAUCUUUUGUCUCGUAUUCAUCUUUUGUCUCAUAUUCAUCUUUUGUCUCAUGAUCA